AUGGAGCGGACGGUGGACGGGGGCGACGAGGGCGACACGUUCAGCUUCAGCGUGGCCGCCCCCACCACCGCAGCCUCGGCCCCCGGGGGCCCGCUGGGCGCGGGGCGGGCAAGACCCGCGCUGCAGGGGCAGGGCGGGGACGAGGCGCCGCUGCUGCUGCUGGCGGCGCGGCUGGGCGAGGGCGCGGGCGGGGCGGGGCCAGAAGCGUCGCAGCAACGGCCGCAGCAUCAGCAGCAGCUGACGGCGAAGGAGGUGCUGCGACUCCAUCGCCCGCGAGCCGCGGUGCUGCGAGUGGUAGCGAAGGAGGUGGUGGACGACGGAGACGUGGGCGCGGGUGGAGGAGGAGGAGGAGCCGAGGCCCAGCAUCGGGAGCAUCGCAACGGGACCUGGGGCCGACCGGAGCAGGUGCAGCAGACCAAGGAGGCCAUGGUGGCCGAAGUGUUCCAGGACCUCGUCGACGACCUCCUGCGCGAAGUCGUCUUUGAAAUGCAUCGGCACGUCCACCCCCUUCCAUUCGCCUGGAACGCUUCGACUAAAGCUCAUCAGUACCCGAGCGGCAUUCUGGACAAGAACGGCUACGACAUCUUCGGGCAGGCGGUCAGCGGCAAGGUGGUCACCGGAGAAGUCCGCUUCGACUGUCUCAACUGCGGGCGCACAGUGGUGGCGUCGCGCUACGCCCCGCACCUCGAGAAGUGUAUGGGGAUCGGGCGCAUGGCGCGCAACUCGUCGCGCAUCGCCUCGCGGCGGAUGAAGGCCUUGGACGACGACGUCUACACGCCCAACCCUUCGCUGUACAUGGCCAGCCCAUCCUUUGAGGACGAUGAUGACGAAGACGACGACGAUGCCACGUACGGCGAACACGGCAAGCAGCGAGCGCUGCUCAUGCUCAAAGAAGAGGCGCACACCGGCGAUGAGCUGCUCCAUGCUGCUAUGCUGCCACCGGACGAGCAGCACGGCACCAGCGGUACUCGCGGCGGCCCCGGCCUCACGGCCAAGCAGCACCAGGGCAAGCGGGCGGCGGCAGCCCUCGGUGGAGGCGGCGCGGGUCUCGCCUCGGCUGCGGUCGCCAAAGCCAGGGGAGGAGUCGUGCGCAAGCAGCCGCCCAAGAAGAAGGGCCGAGCCUCGGCGCCGGAGGCCGAGUCGGCGCUCAUUUCGUUCGGUAUCGAUGACGACGAGGCCUUUGCCGACGGUGAUGACAUCGAGGUGGUGGAGGAGAUGGAGGCCGGCGUGGCAGGUGAUGGGCAGCACCUGUACGACAUGGUCGAGGUGGAGGAGGACGGCCUGGCCGCGGCCAGCGACGAGCACGAGGAGAAGACAACGGCCAAGAGGAAGGGCAAGCUGGCCGGCCGAGGUCGAGGCCGAGGCCGAGGCGGAGCGGCCAAGUGA
Molecule: messenger RNA, 1386 nt
Organism: Acanthamoeba castellanii str. Neff
Lineage: Eukaryota; Discosea; Longamoebia; Acanthamoebidae
Exons: 6
Coding region: 1-1386 (461 amino acids)
Biological process (GO): positive regulation of DNA-templated transcription; regulation of transcription by RNA polymerase II
Cellular component (GO): SAGA complex; DUBm complex
Molecular function (GO): transcription coactivator activity
Source: RefSeq, a predicted model, not a curated record